Cyphellophora attinorum is the source of this 1719-nucleotide messenger RNA. RefSeq lists its product as uncharacterized. Lineage: Eukaryota; Fungi; Ascomycota; Eurotiomycetes; Chaetothyriales; Cyphellophoraceae. The coding region runs from base 1 to 1719 and encodes 572 amino acids. The transcript has a single exon. The record is from RefSeq and is a predicted model, not a curated record.
AUGUCCUUAUUGGAACCCCAUCCAGAGUGGUCGGCAUUGUCGUACACGUGGGGACCACCCAUAAAAGGCCGGCAUCUUGACGACAAGCAGAUUCUUGUAGCAGGCCAGAUCUUUACUGUCACCGGCAAUCUCUUUGAUGCAUUGACGAGAUUCAGAUGGGCCCCGCGAGCACGCCAAAUGUGGGUAGACGCUAUCUGUAUCAACCAGGACGACAUGGAUGAGCGUUCGCGACAGGUGGCUAUGAUGGCGCGUAUCUAUUCACAGGCUACAUCGGUGCUCAUUUGGCUGGGACACGACUCGGCUUACCUUGAUGCACAUUUCACGUUCACGCUGUUGAAGUCCAUCCGUCGAUACAGAGAGGAGAUGAUUGGCCUACAAAAAUGGAUUCAAGCCUAUCGGGACCAUACAGGGUAUGAACCGAAUUUUGAGGAGCUCGAUCAAAGGCUCGUGGACAUCAUCUUGCAACCAACAGGGCCAUUCUCGCUUUUGAAAUCGUCCCCGACAUGGCAAGUGAUCGAGGAAGGAGCGACUCAGCUACAGGAUCAGGGCUUCAUUCGCAAUCUGAACAAAGUGGGGACAAGACACCCGCUGAUUGUGACGGUUUGCACUAUGCUGCAAAAGUUCUUCGACAGACGGUACUUUUCCCGCCGGUGGGUAUUGCAGGAAAUCUUCCACGGAAAAAGCACACAAAUCACUUGCGGCCAGCAGUCCAUGAUGUGGUACGAUUUCGAAGAAUCGCAUCGCUCACUCUGGCUAGUCAACGGGCUAGUGGCCAAUCGUAUAAAAAGACUACAAUUUGACAUUCCCACCGCCGCGACCACUCAAGUGAGCCUUUCCUGGCGCACGCAGCAGCGAGACGGCCAGCUUCCUGCCAAAGUCAUGCUGGACCUGCUGCUCAUGUUCAAUAGUGCCGAAUGUGAAGAUGUGAGGGACAGAUUGUUCUCACUCCUCAGCUUCGACAGCAGAUUCCAGCUGCUACCGGACUAUACCAUGUCGGUAUCCCAAGUAUGCCUCCAGUUCGCCAGAGUCUGCAUACAGUCCGGACUUUUCGAAUCAGUCCUUUCUGCAGCAUUGAACCAGAUUGACACUCUGCGCGAUGGCGUUACCCGGCGCCUUGACCUCCAGUCAUGGGUGCCGGAUCUGAGCAUCGAAGUACGAAGCGACGAUCGGGCGAUCGAAGUCACAGAAGGUUCCCAAGCCGCGACCAAUACUACCGUGGAUGCCGACGGCAGACUGUCGUGCUCGCUUCUUACUUUUGGCACCAUCGAGAUACACAACGGCUGGGCAUUGCUAGGCCCCAACAUCCCAGCAGAUGUCCUGACAACAGUCCUGGGCCUGCAUACCGGUCCGGACACGAUCCCGCUCGUGGAUCUACAAGCGAAGUGCUGGCCCAAGCUGGUAGCUCUCGAAGAAGAACCCCGCCUGGAGGCCAGGGACUUCACAGACCUUGCAGUUUGGACAUUCCAUUACAUGGAUGCUCCGCGACGCUCCAGCAAGUCUGGUCGCAGCGAGUCUGGUCCUUCAGGUCUUUUUGACGGGGAUCUGUUGUGUAAAACCAGCUCCGGAUGGAUUGCUCAUGACCUUUUCGCCAUUCGCCCUGGAUCCGAGCUGACGGAUGCCGGCGAGCUGAUCUACACUGUCGUCGGUAAAGCUAUCUGGGGGUACUGGAAUGAAGAGGAGGCUCCUGCUGGUGAGUUGCGCCGAUUCCUGAUUGCAUAG